AUGCGGACAACUUGCAGUGAUGCCAGCUCCACUAGGUCCUUAUAUCACGAUCACAAGAAUUCUAGCACAGUGAACACGAAUGACGAAAGGAGACAAAGACGUGCUGACAAUGUUAAAGCUGCUGAAUUACUUCUUUCCGAGGGAAAGGUCAAUGAGGCAGUUGAUAAAUUCAAGAGAGCCACAUCCAUCACUUCAGAACAUUUUCGCAGUUUGAACAAUGUUGAUGUGAUAGUAUCACCAUACGAAUCCGACGCACAGUUGGCGUUCCUUGUGAAUGAAGGUUUUGCUGAUGUGGUGGUCACUGAGGAUUCCGAUUUGAUUGCUUUUGGUUGCGAAAAAAUUAUUUUUAAAUGGAACUGCGAGAACGGAGAUUGCACGAUCUAUGAGAAGAAGGAACUACCGCGUUGUUUUUCUGGUGUUAUGAGUUCGCAGUUUGACUUCACCAAAUUCCGAAGAAUUUGCAUUCUUUCCGGUUGUGACUAUCUACAGGCGGGUUUACCAGGAAUCGGGUUGAAUAAGGCACUGUCAUUUUUUUCGAAAACCUCACGAACAGAUCUCAAAACGGUGGGUAAAGUAGAGGCUUGGACUCAGCAAUUGCAAAGUCAUCCCAACUUUCCAGCUCUUACCUCGUAUCCCCAGUUAUCUCAAUAUGUCCAAACUAACCGUUUCAAAGGAGUUUAUUCAAGAAUUCAUACGGGCGGAAAAUACUUUUAUUUAUCAGGUGAUCUUACUACUAUACACUAUUAUCUCUUACCUCGUAUCCCCAGUUAUCUCAAUAUGUCCAAACUAACCGUUUCAAAGGAGUUUAUCCAAGAAUUCAUACGGGCGGAAAAUACUUUCAUUUAUCAGGUUGUAUUUGAUCCACGUCAACGUUGUCAACGUCCACUAACGCCUUAUCCAUUUCCAGAAAAGGGGGAACAAACAGACGAAGUUGAUGAUGAUGUGAACAAUCUCCUCUUUAGAUUUUUCUCUUUUGCCAAUCCCAAUGAGAAGGAGGACUAUUCUUACGCUGGAGAGGUUCUCUCUUCAAAACUGGCUGUGAGACUAGCGUUGGGAAACCAGGUAAGCCCCUGCCUCCCUUUGGUAUACAGACAAGCCUGGUGA
Molecule: messenger RNA, 1104 nt
Organism: Strongylus vulgaris
Lineage: Eukaryota; Metazoa; Nematoda; Chromadorea; Rhabditida; Strongylidae
Source: the annotation of a GenBank genome assembly